Messenger RNA from Xenopus laevis (African clawed frog), 5049 nucleotides. It is a transcript of the gene galnt1.S, whose product is annotated as polypeptide N-acetylgalactosaminyltransferase 1 S homeolog. The coding region runs from base 806 to 2467 and encodes 553 amino acids. Gene Ontology annotation, cellular component: Golgi membrane; extracellular region; Golgi cisterna membrane. Gene Ontology annotation, molecular function: polypeptide N-acetylgalactosaminyltransferase activity; carbohydrate binding. NCBI's taxonomy places the organism in Eukaryota, Metazoa, Chordata, Amphibia, Anura, Pipidae. The record is from RefSeq and is a predicted model, not a curated record. The transcript has 11 exons. Gene Ontology annotation, biological process: protein O-linked glycosylation.
GCACAAUGUUAUUUAUUUGUAUCAACUUAUCAGUUGUAUAAAUCCCCAAUGGGGUUAAUGUUUUUAUGGGGUAUGGCUUGUGGGGCUUUUGGUGCUUUAUUAAUUGGUGGAGGGGGUUUGCAUACCUUAUGCUUCUGAGGAAGUGGCGAGACGCCACGAAAAGCGUCAAGCGUGGGGGUAUAUGUCACUGCUAUGAUAUAUAAGCUUUUAACCAUAUUCAAUAAAUGAAGAUUUUAUGAAUUCAGCUGCCGAAAUGCUCCGCAAGUUCUGUAAUGUGUUCACAUGAUAUUGGCCUGAACCGGGGGCGUGUUGUGUGCAAGCAUACAGGUUUGCUGAAUCACUUGUACAGGUGAGAGAGGGGGAGUGCUCCCAUUUGUCUUUUUUUUAAUUAAAGGAAACCUGUCACUUUUUUACUUAUAGUAGAACUGUAAAUAAAGAGUUAAUAGUAAUCACAUAGCUUCUCUUUUUUUAAAUAAAUGUAACUAAUACAGAGGUUUAAAAGUGUGCACGAGACUCCACAAGCCCCGACUUUCUGAAAGUCGGUGUGCAAAGCCUCAUGGGAAAAAUAUGCUGACUCAAAAUCUCGUGAGAUUUCACCUCAGUGUCAAUGCUUGAAGCGAGGAAGCAGUAUUUGCGCGCCUCUUAAAGCCUCUGGCCAGCCUGCCACCAAACCUGCACGAAGUGAGGGGUAAAAAGAUCUUAUUUACUUUUCGUUGCGACCUUUGGUGCUAAGACUGGGAGAUAGAGGAGGAGAGAGAUUUACAGCACGCUGGGCUUCUGCUUCAGUCACACAUCAAGCAGCUGCAUGUUCCUCCUCCCUCCCUCCUCCCUCGAUCAGUCAGGGAAAGGCAAAGGCGAUUGGCCAGCAGACGGGUUGGGAGGUGUCAGAGGAGUUCCCGUGCUGUUACACGAAGCUCCUAGGAGAGGUCCUGAUAUUAGUCUUAAACCACAAGAAGGCCCAGGCGAAAUGGGAAAGCCUGUUGUUAUUCUGAAAGAAGAGCAGGAAAGGAUGAAGGAGAUGUUCAAAAUCAAUCAGUUUAAUCUAAUGGCUAGUGAGAUGAUUGCACUCAACAGAUCCUUACCUGAUGUCCGCUUAGAAGGGUGUAAAACAAAAGUGUACCCUGACAACCUGCCAACAACAAGUGUUGUAAUAGUGUUUCACAAUGAAGCUUGGACCACUUUAUUAAGGACUGUACAUAGCGUAAUAAAUCGGUCACCACGACAUUUAUUACGAGAAAUUGUUCUUGUAGAUGAUGCCAGUGAGAGAGACUUUUUGAAAAGAGCACUGGAGACAUAUGUAAAAAAACUUUCAGUACCUGUUCAUGUAAUACGGAUGGAGCAGCGUUCAGGGUUGAUCAGGGCUCGUCUAAGGGGUGCUGCUGCAUCUAAAGGCCAAGUAAUUACGUUUUUAGAUGCCCACUGCGAAUGUACUGUAGGCUGGCUGGAGCCUUUGUUGGCACGCAUAAAUCAUGACAGACGGACAGUAGUGUGUCCGAUCAUUGAUGUUAUCAGUGAUGAUACGUUUGAAUAUAUGGCUGGUUCUGAUAUGACUUAUGGUGGAUUCAACUGGAAAUUAAACUUCCGUUGGUAUCCUGUUCCCCAACGUGAAAUGGAUCGAAGAAGAGGUGAUAGGACACUUCCUGUGAGGACUCCUACUAUGGCAGGAGGCCUCUUUUCCAUAGACAGAGAUUAUUUCCAAGAAAUAGGAACAUAUGAUGCUGGAAUGGACAUUUGGGGAGGAGAAAAUUUAGAAAUAUCUUUCCGUAUAUGGCAGUGUGGUGGUACAUUAGAAAUAGUGACUUGUUCACAUGUUGGACAUGUAUUCCGAAAAGCCACACCUUACACUUUCCCAGGGGGCACAGGUCAAAUCAUUAACAAGAAUAACAGACGGCUUGCAGAAGUCUGGAUGGAUGAAUUCAAAAACUUCUUUUAUAUCAUUUCACCUGGUGUGACUAAAGUUGACUAUGGAGACAUAGCUACCAGAGUAGGCCUAAGACAUAAACUGCAGUGUAAGCCCUUUUCCUGGUACUUAGAAAAUGUAUACCCUGAUUCCCAGAUACCCCGUCAUUAUUACUCUUUGGGUGAGAUUAGAAAUGUUGAGACAAACCAGUGUCUGGACAAUAUGGCAAGAAAAGAAAAUGAGAAAGUUGGUAUCUUCAACUGCCAUGGAAUGGGAGGGAACCAGGUUUUCUCCUAUACAGCUAGCAAAGAAAUACGAACGGAUGAUUUAUGUUUAGAUGUCUCUAAACUUAAUGGUCCAGUUAUAAUGCUUAAGUGUCACCACUUAAGAGGCAAUCAGUUAUGGGAGUAUGAUCCAGUGAAACUAACAUUGGUGCAUGUGAAUAGUAACCAGUGCUUGGACAAAGCUGCAGAAGAGGACAGCCAAGUACCCAGCAUCAGAGACUGCAAUGGUGGCCACUCUCAGCAGUGGCUGUUACGCAAUGUCACUCUCCCAGAGAAUCUCUAAAAUAUUAUUAGAUGGAAAAUAAAAACAAAUUUAUAAAAUGAUGACUGCGCUACCUCUGCACAUGUGACUUGCACAUCCUUUAGUAUCCUAGGAAGGAAACUGUUUUCUGCAACUUUUGGAUGGGGCACAUAUUAGCUCAGAAUACUUACCUAGGGCUCUUCUGUAGCUGAAACCAGCCUACCCCUUAGAGGAUGUAAACUGGCACACUUUGUAUCAUAACUGUGCACAUUGACGUAUACAAGGAGAAUUACCUUCUCUCAUCAAGGAAUUGUUCAGGCAAUGGGUAUAGGACUUGGCGAACCAUCCUGUUGGCUUCUGGGAGAGUUGCACAACAGGACCCUUUCUUGAAUAUUUGACUCUUUAAAAUAGUACUUUGGUGAGAAUCAUAUGCCAAUGGCCGAAUUUUUAAAAAAACAGUAGAAUUCCAACGAAGAUUUGCACAAAACGUUUCCACGUGCAAAAACAGGGAAAGAUAAGAUCAGAUAUAUUGAAAGUACAAUUUGUUAUAAUAAAAAAAAUUGAUUUAUAUGUAGUUUUAUACCUCUGCUAAGACCAUAACCAGAUCACUUUUGUUUUAGUUGCUUGAUAGCAACUAGAGUAUAUUUCUCAUUAUAGCAAUCAUAAAUUUUAGAAAUGGAAAUGGACUGAAUGUUGUUGUUUGUUCGGGAAACGAUGAGUCGGGUUUGAUUUUUAAUAUACACCUUUUUAAAAAGACUUUCCUUACCCCACUCAAUGUUGCUUUUUCAAUGGACACAACAUAUUAGAUACAUUUUAAAAAUUAAAGUUUUGUCAUACCCAGAGCUCUCUAUAGUGUGCUAUUCCAUGCAGCAAAAACACUUUAUUUUAUAGGAGGAAUCAUUAAAAGUAUAUAUUUCAUUUAUUACAUAGGAGAGAGAACUAUAUUCUCUGACUUAAUUUGUUGGGUUUAUAUGCACCAGUGGCACCUACAGAGAACAUUGUUGGAUAUCCUUAAUAGUGUUGGUCAGUGGCAAUAUUUUGUUAAAAUAAAGCAAAAAGAUAGGGAAAUGGCAUUACAUUAUGACUGCGUAAGUAAGCCUUCUAAAAAUAAUAUGUCCUCUUUGCUGUUAAGGAAAAUUCACAACAUCUAUAAGUGAGCCUGAUUUAGGGACACAUGUAUGAAGGCUUUAUAUGUCAGUCUGUCUUGGCUACUCUGAUGUAGGGUAGUGAUACGAUAAAGCACCAUUGAGAAUAUACAAUGUUAUUAUCUCCCACUUUUAUUACAUGCUGGACCAGUGUUUUUAGUUUUCCCCUAAAAAUAUUUAUUACUGCUACUUAGUAAACAUUUAUUUUGUAGCACUGGUGUGUAGAUUACUACAUUUGGAAAUAUAGGAAAUGACAGGAGAAGAUGUAUGCUUACCUACCUUUAGACUGGCAUCUACUGUAUGCAUGCAUUAGUAUUUAGUUUCCGUUGGUGUACUGCUGCCUCAUAAUCACUGGUUACAUUCUGCAGAGAUUCAUUGUGCAAUUCUGAAUACAAAGAAAAGGGGUACUUUGUCAUUUAACUGCUUAUGACUUGAAAAUGGUGCUUAUUUAAUUAAUUUUAAAACAAACUGGUAAGCUCCUGUUUGUUAUAUAUGAGUUAGUUUAGAUGUACCAUUAGGGAACAUGUGGCAAUGAGGAAUUUUAAGAAUUCAGUAAAAUUGUAUUUCAUGCAUAUCAAAAAAAUGGUCUUGUAGCAAUUUCUGUUAUGUUUUGCAAAAAGAGGUGUAGAAUGGAAGUAGCAUUGUAAGCUAAUGAAACACAGGUGUUUGUGUUCUUUGUGUUCCUCAUAGAGAGAACCAUGGCGAUUACAAUGCUCUAUUUGAUUAGGUAGAGAAUGCAUGGGAACCCAGUAAGAUAGCUCUCCAAAGCAAUCCCCUCCCAAAGGCAUAAACCAUGUUUUUUCCAGACAUUAAUGAGUAAUGUGGAAUAACUUAUUUGCUCAAAAACCUAUGCACAUUUAGCUAUAGGUAAAUUAAUCCAAAACAUAUUUCUGAUACAUAAAUACAAUACAAUUUAUAAAUAUCUGCAGAUUCUUUUAACUGUACUGAGAAUUUUUAAAAAUAAACUGGUUAUCAGUAUGCAGUUUAAGUGACUGCAGCUAAAGAGCAAUCCUGAACUGUAAAGAAGCAUGAUAAAAAUGCCUUGGAGGGCUGCAUACAAUCUUUACAGGCCCAGACCGACCCACGGGGGUCAGUUAACUUCUGACAUUUUUUUUAUCUAAUCUAUCCCAUAACUAGUGUACAUUGCAUCAUGCCUGUAGUCCAGUGUGUAUAUAGCAUAGAAAUGCACAGACGUUAGCAGUUAGAAGCAAGGCAUUUCUCUGGUUACAUUUAACUGGUUAUAAUAUAAUUUUAGCAGUAUCCAUACACUUUAUUUAAUUCUAAAAAGAAAAAGAAAGGUGAGUUUUUAAUGUAUCUGGGGUGAAGCAAAGCAAAAUGUUUAUGGUGGGGAAAUUUUACAUUGUAUCCAUGCAUUUAAAUAAUGAAUGUUGCACGCUGAAUAGAUUGCCUAAUUGUUUACAUUACAAAGUUUCUUUUAAUCCACUUUUUUUCACAAUUAAAAUGUACAAAGCAAAAUGA